UUUGAUUGUCUGCAUAGGAUUUGUUAAUGUAUUUUUGUAGGGUUGUGUUGGAAACCGUGGCCCAUUCGCCUUAAUAAAUUCCUCACGAUCGGCAAACUCAAAUGCUAUUUAAAUAAACUCACAGUCCGAGUGGUUCAGUCAAGAAUACAAUUUCGUGGUGUAAACAGCAAGUGCUUUUAUUGCGAUAAAAUUUACGGUCUUUUUUAUUUCUGUGUAUAUCUACAGAUAUUGUGAAAAAAAAGGUUCCAUCGAGACAAGUGUCUUAAAAAUUAUUAAUUUGGUGUAAUAUACCCAUAAGGAAGAGUACAAAUUUAUUCUACAAAUUUCAUUGAGUGAGAGAGUUCUACCAAGAAAAAAAAAUUAGAAAAGAAAUGGCUGAGAGCAACAAAUGCAACAUCCCAAUCAAAUUGGGCGAUUUUAGUGUCAUCGAUACCGAAUUUGCUUCAAUCCGUGAGCGUUUUGAUGCCGAAAUGCGCAAAAUGGAAGAUGAAAUGGCCAAAUUCAGAUCUGAAUUAAUGAACCGCGAAGCCAAUUUCUUCGAGACUACAUCAAGUUCCACAACAACCCAAAGCAACGCGGGAAAUACCGCACUGUCUCAGAGGCCGAAGCAGAAUUACGUGAGCGACAUAAAUUCCCCACUUAUUCAGGAGGAUGGUGACAAUAAGGUGCUUAAAUUAAGAUUCGACGUGAGCCAGUACACACCUGAGGAAAUUGUCGUAAAGACAGUUGAUAACAAAUUGCUGGUGCAUGCAAAACACGAAGAGAAAUCUGACACAAAGAGCGUCUACCGCGAGUAUAACCGUGAAUUCUUGCUGCCCAAGGGAGUCGCCCCAGAAUCCAUUAGGUCAUCCCUCAGCAAAGACGGUGUCUUGACAGUGGAUGCCCCUCUGCCACCAUCCCUCACAGCAGCUGAGACCCUCAUCCCAAUUGCACACCACUAAAUCCUCAACUUCGUUCUUUUGCUGGAAGAUACUCAUGCCUGCUCUUCUCAUUUUCUGGAGCCAUAUUUAAUGAAACAAAAACCAUCAAUUUACUCUCUGUCAGUCUACAAAAUAUUAAUGUAAAAUCUUUUGACGAUAAAAGAGAAUAUUUUUUAAAUUUAGCUUCACAAA
Messenger RNA from Phlebotomus papatasi, 1112 nucleotides. Its product is annotated as heat shock protein beta-1. Gene Ontology annotation, biological process: protein refolding; response to heat. NCBI's taxonomy places the organism in Eukaryota, Metazoa, Arthropoda, Insecta, Diptera, Psychodidae. Bases 372 to 941 code for a protein of 189 amino acids. The transcript is spliced from 3 exons. The record is from RefSeq and is a predicted model, not a curated record. Gene Ontology annotation, molecular function: protein folding chaperone.